Molecule: messenger RNA, 834 nt
Organism: Tetrahymena thermophila SB210
Lineage: Eukaryota; Ciliophora; Oligohymenophorea; Hymenostomatida; Tetrahymenidae
Exons: 1
Source: RefSeq, a predicted model, not a curated record
AUGAGUAGCUUGAAUAAAGAAUAAAUUUUUAAAAAAAUAAUUUAAAAUAGAUUAUACAGAGAAUAAAUACUCGCUGAAGAACAUCCAAAUUUUGAAUAAAUUAUUAAAUAAAUAUAAAAAGAACAUCUAUAAAAGUAAAAAAUGGAUAGAUAAAACGAUGAUAAGGAUAGCUAAAGAGCUUCUGCCAACUAGUCAAAUUAGAGUUUGUAACACUAGGACGACCCUGCUUAAUAAUUCUUGAAAUCUUUUCUAGAACAAUAUGGUUCUCUUACUGCUCAAGAAAGGUUUUAGAUUUCUCCUAUAAUCUAAAAUCACAUUUCAUCCGAUAUUAAUAAAUUAGCUUAGAUAGACUCUCUUGAAAUCUAGAGACCGAAUAAAGCUGAUAAUUUUGCUUAAAAUUCUCAAAUACCUAACGUAUCCUUAAAUGAUGCUUAAGCUACUAUUAAUAUAAGUAGUUCUGCAUAGAAUCAAUCUUAAGUCUCCUUUUUUCUUUAACAUCUUGAAGGAUAGGUAGAUCCAAACAUUUAUUAGAAACAGUAAAAUUCAAGUUAAGAGGCCACUGUUGAAAAAUAGAACUUAAAUCUAGAGGGAAGCAGUGGAGAAUCCAUUUUUAAAUUAAACUAAAGCAAUCAACAUCCUUAACUGAACAUAACUGUGGAGUAAAUACCUCAUGGAAACUAUAGCGGCAAUUCAUCCUCGAAUACAAUAAAGUCACCUUUAGAAAAUAUGGCGACAAAUAAAAGUCAUUCUGAUACGCCAGUAGAAGAAGUAUAAGAAGAAGAAAAGAAGUAGGACGUUGGUUAAUCUAAAAAUAAUUAAACAUAAUACUAAUGA